Messenger RNA from Vanrija pseudolonga, 7086 nucleotides. RefSeq names its product DNA repair protein RAD5B (gene RAD5B). Gene Ontology annotation, cellular component: nucleus. Gene Ontology annotation, molecular function: ATP binding; ATP-dependent chromatin remodeler activity; methyltransferase activity. The record is from RefSeq and is a predicted model, not a curated record. NCBI's taxonomy places the organism in Eukaryota, Fungi, Basidiomycota, Tremellomycetes, Trichosporonales, Trichosporonaceae. Gene Ontology annotation, biological process: nucleotide-excision repair. The transcript has 11 exons. Bases 1 to 7008 code for a protein of 2335 amino acids.
AUGGCCGGAGAUCGCAGCACGUCACGACGUGCUGCUGCAGUCUCUGUGAGCUACGUCGACUUAACCUUCGACUCGGAAGAUGACGACACCGAGGCCCGCCCGCUACAGAACAGCCAAAGGCACAACCGGACCAAGCAGUCACCUCCACCUGAAGAUUCCUCGAGCUCAGAGGGCGAGUGCCCAGGGCUUGGAGAGGAGGAGUACGAGGUCGAGUACAUCGUGGACUCACGCUUCCGCUCGUAUGGCGGCAAACCGGUCUUCGAGUACCUCAUUCACUGGCAGGGCUACCCGAUCUCCGAGCGAUCCUGGACACUGGGGUCACAACUGGACGAAGAUGACCCUUCCGUCCUACAGUUUCACAAGAAGUACCCCAAGAAGCUCAGACGCGGGCAACGCACGCUGCUGGACGUGUUACGGAGCGUGCCUUCUGCGACCGGUAAACAAAGCGCCGCCCCCACUCGUGCAACCAACGCCGAUGCGAAGAUUGUCCCCACGCGUGACAUCAAGGUCAAUACCAAGGUCACUACCCCUCGUAAUGCCAAGGCCACCACUGUCCAGGCGCCGUCUUCUACUCCGACCUCCAAGCCUCGCGUCGUUGGCAAGGAGAACCAGCGUGUUCCGGCAAAGCGAGCCAGAUCUGAGUCUGAUGAUGAUUUCAAAGCCGACGACGGGUCAGAAUCGGAGUCAGAAGUCGGCGAUGAAGACGAAACGCCCAGCGAACCCAGUGAAACUGCCACCCCAUCAGAAGACGAGGUGGACGAGAGGCCAACAAAGACCGCUAGGAAGACUCAUGGCGGCUGGGGAGCUGGACCUAAGGGGCCCAAGAAGCCCAAGGUUGUGCUCCAUAACUUCAAGACGAACGUGGUUCCACUGAAAAUGUCUGUUGAUUUGAAGACCGCCGCGAAGCAAAGCGCCGAAGACCUCCCACCCAUCAACGAUAUUGAAGCCAUGUUUGAGCACCUCAACUCGCGUCUACCUGCUAUUGAGAAGGUCGCCAAACGGCUGAAUGGUCGCAAGCUCCGAGUGGCCACGAUGUGUUCGGGUACGGAGUCGCCGCUGCUCGCACUCAACAUGAUCGCCAAGGCGGCAAAGGUUCAAUCCGACAUCUCAUUGGAGUUUGACCACGUCUUCUCCUGUGAGAUUGAGCCCUUCAAACAAGCGUACAUUGAGCGCAACUUUGCGCCUCCCAUUCUGUUUCGCGAUGUCACAGAAUUGGGCGGCAACCAGGCCCACACUGCAUACGGCUCACUGGUCGAUGUCCCUGGCAACGUCGAUAUUCUCAUCGCUGGAACAUCAUGUGUGGACUACUCUGGUCUCAACAACGAGAAGCAGGAUAUCGACGCGAACGGUGAAUCUGGCCGAACUUUCCGAGGGAUGCUCCAAUGGGUUCAGAAACACCAGCCGCCAAUCGUCAUCCUCGAGAACGUCUGCAGCGCUCCGUGGGACAAGGUCGUGGAGUACUUCGCUGAGAUUGACUAUGAUGCGCAACACUCUCGCUUGGACACAAAGGAGUUCUACAUUCCCCAUACGAGGACGCGAGUGUACCUGUUCGCAACUCCUAUGCAGGCUGGCAGCAAGCAACAACAUCUAGCUGAAAAGUGGGCCGCCACUGUUCGCGACUUGCGCCGGCCUUGGUCAUCAUCUUUUGAGGCCUUUCUCCUGCCAACGGACGACGUCAAUAUUCAUCGCACUCGCCUCGAUCUGACCGCUGCGAGGUUCGCCAAAGACGGUACCCAACGAAAGGCGACCGAUUGGGGCCGUUGCGAGUCGAGGCACGCACGGGCUCGACAAGAGGAAGGGCUAGGCGUUCUCCGACCGUUGACCUCGUGGCAGGAAGCUGGAGUCUGCAAAGGUCUUGACUGGACAUGGAACGACUGGCUCCUCGGCCAAACAGAACGUGUUUUGGACCUCCUCGAAAUCUCGACUCUUCGCAUGGCGAAGGACGGUAUCGAUGCGGGAUUUAAAGCCUGUAUCUGGAAUGUCAGCCAGAACGUCGACCGUCAAACUGGCUCCUCAAAGACUGCUCUGGCCCCAUGCCUCACUCCCAACAUGAUCCCAUGGGUGACAAACCGUGGUGGGCCCGUGACCGGACGCGAGGCGCUGGCCUUGCAGGGAAUACCUGUCAGUGAGCUUCUCCUCACCAGCGAAAACGAAGAUCAACUUGCGGAUCUAGCCGGCAACGCCAUGACUACCACUGUUGUUGGCGCGUCGAUGCUAGCGGCCCUAUACGUUGCCGCCCACACUCUGCCUGAAGGCGAAGAUGCCAUGGUCGAAGCUCACAAAGCCGCCGUGAAUCAAGAACGUGAGACAGCCGCUGCAGCGUCCAGGAUAGUCGGUGAGCAGAAUCUCGUUCGCCGCCGACUUGAUCUGGCCAGGGUCGCGAAGACACCCUUGGCGGAGAUACUCGACCUCGCGGAACGCAGCUCUCGGUACUGCGCGUGCGAGGGGCAGUCGGGUACGGCAUCAGCACCAGUUCAAAGGUGUCUGGCCUGCGGCUAUCGAUCGUGUCAAUCGUGCGGUGGACGCCCUGAACAUGUGUAUGCGCUGUGCAAGGAUGUCCGCGUCCAGCCCACCCAGUUCGAGAAGGAUUUCAAGAGCAUGCUUCCAAUGCGUGUCACAUUUUCUGGAAUCUCGGCGGACAGUUUGGAUGCUGCAAAGCGGCGGGCUGAAAAGGAUGGCAAAGGGCAGGUCAAGAGCUCGGACUGGACCAAGUGGAGCCAGGCCGUCAUUGAGGCAACACACCACGCCGAGUUCCGAUUUCGAUUCCUCAAACGGCAGAACAUCUGGACUGCUGUGUAUGAGUCUCCGUCGGCGAGCCUUGAGCUUUGGCUCCAAAGCCCCACGCCCGAGUGGCGUCUGAUCAUCAAGCCGCCAGUCAAGGAGCCCGCCAACAGCCGAUUGAGACAGCUCCUCCUCCAACCUGCAGCCAGGAUGCGGCUGAACUUGAAGAGGACAGAUCUGCUCGACGGAUUGUGGGAGGUGUGCGUCCCGUCUGACCAAACAUUUGAUGUUGAAAUCGGCCAAGCAGGGGAGAUGGUCCCAUCGUGGCAGGCCUCGCUCGGACUUCAAGACGGUCUUCAAGACACUUGGCGCUGGUCGAAGUACAAAAUCACUGUGCCAGAAGAGACCGAUCGGGCUCUGGACAGACCCUUGUCUGGAGUCUAUUCGCUGCUUCCCCAAUGCGGGCAGGCGAUGGCCUCUCUCCACGUCAAAGAGGAGACUGAAGCUGGACAGCCUCGAAUGUACUUCUUCUUGGACCCGAAUCGGUCGGGCGAAGCAUCAGACGACCGGUUUGUGUUCUCAACGUCGACCGAGCGGCUCGACUACGAUGUUCCGCGGGACAUCGUCGCCUCGCUUGACCCCAAAUGGCGAGAGACUGUUCGUACGAAGUCGGACCACAAGCGGGUUGCGGUUCACGUUCGAGGCGGAUGGGUCCAGUGCCAGAAUACUCGCCUUGUGGCGAUCAGCGACAAGGCAAUUGGAGCAAAAGCUGGCACUGGACAUGGUGCCACUGUUUCUCUCCCGCCCUCUGCUGAAUCAGUCUCCUCUUCGGCUGAUGAUUGCAAGCAUGCCACUGCUAUCUUGUCGGCUAGUGUCCCACUCGACCCCUCACAUUCCGAGCCCAUGUGGCGUCCAGAGGCUUGGGGCGAGGUCGACCUGCAGCACAAUGGAAACACAACAUUCGCGAAUCUGGCUUGGAUAACCGAACGACUUCCUUCGCUCGACGGCUUCUCUUCUUGGACAAGCCUUCCUGAUGUAGAGGUCGCAGGUGCUGCCUGUUCAGAAUGCGCCCCCCACCGACCGACAAUCCACUGGAUAAAGCAGCUUGGAAAGCCGAACAAGAAUGGGCACAAAACGAAGAGCACGAUUUUCCCUUUUGAGGAUCGCAAGCAAGCAGGUCGCUAUGAGCAUGUUCGUGUCGCAGGCGGCGUGGGGCAACUGCUGACCAUCCAGGCGCUGAAGCAUCGGCCAGCCCCGUUUGCACUACAGCUGCGUCUGGAUGACAACAUCGGCACAUUCCGCAUCGGCCUCAACAUCAUGUCGUUGGCGCAUCGUGCACUGUCCCGGCUUCCAAAGAGCAAUGCGAAGGGCACAAUUCAGUUAUCUUGGCGCCUGACGACUGGUCUUGUCGCCGAUGUGCCCGAGCGCCCUCGUGUAUUCGUCUUGCCCAGCAACAAACGCGACCCUGAACACUCCCAGCCGUCCAACUUCUUGCUGCCACUGCGCAAAGAACAGCUCCGGUCGCUGUGGUGGAUGAUAUCUCAGGAACGUGCUGAAGGCAAAACGCACACCUUCGUGGAGGAAGAAAUCUCAGAAGCGCAGCUACCCGCGCUUGGCUGGAGGGCUGAAGGCAAGGCGGAGCGACCGGUAAUGGUUCGAGGAGGAGUCAUCGCGGACCAGGUCGGCUACGGUAAAACGAUCAUUUCUCUGGCAUUAAUCGCGGAGACAACGGGUCAGAAGGCCCCCGAGCCUGCCCCGCCAGGCCUCAUCGAUUCGAAAGCGACCUUGAUUGUCGUACCGGGUCAUCUCAGCAAACAGUGGCCGAGCGAAAUUAAGCGCUUCACGGGCUCGCUUUUUGAAACGAUCGUCAUCCAAACCGUGAAAGACCUGCAGCAGACGACGAUUCAGGACAUCAAGGCAGCAGAUGUCAUUGUGGUGGCGUCUGAGCUCUUCGAGUCGGAUGUCUACUGGCAACGGUUCGAGUACCUUUCGGCGCAACCCGAUGGUUGGCUUGGCGACAAGAACGGUGGCCGCUUCUUCGCAGACCAGCUGGACGCCGCCAUGCUUUCCCUCAAUGAGCAAGUCCAGAGCCUACAGGAAGGCGGAACACAGGCAGCACUUCAGUGCCGGGCGGCUCUUCACAAACGCGCCCUGAGCAAAGCGGAGAACAAGAAAGAUGAACUCAAGGCCGCAAACUUUGGAAAGCGCCUAAAGGGGGCGGCUUACCGCGACAAGUAUGACGCCGACACCCACGUGAACAAGAAAACGAAGGCUUCGUCCUCAAAGACGUCUUCUGAGGGGGACGAUGACAACACGGAGGAAUCCGACUCCCUUCUGGCGAAGCCCACUUUCCGACCGUCGAGUGGUGCCGAAUCCCUCAGUGGCCCUGCAGCUACAAAGAGCUUCAAGCGGAUCGCUUGCCCCGUUUUGCACAUGUUCCGAUUCCGACGAGUUAUCGCCGACGAGUUCACUUACUUGGAUAAGAGGGGCCUAGCCUCCUUGUUCCGCCUGUCCUCCUCCGCCAAAUGGGUCCUGUCGGGUACUCCGCCCGUGAACGACUUCCCGGCUGUGCGCAGUCUGGCCAGUUUCAUGGGUAUCCAUCUAGGUGUUGAAGACGACACCGAAGGUAGUACACAACUGCAGAAGUCUCGUGCGAAGGAGCAAACGGCUGCCGAAAAAUUCCACGCGUUCCGAGAAGUGCACAGCGCAUCCUGGCACCGCCGACGUGGUGACUUGGCCCAAGAAUUCCUCGACGCAUUUGUCCGCCAGAACAUUGCUGAAAUCGAGGAUAUCCCGACUCUGGAGCAUAUCCACAACUUCAGGCUGCCAGCGUCGGAGGGCGCAGUCUACCUGGAGCUGGAGCAUCACCUCCAGGCCCUCGAAAUGCAGGCGCGCAAAGAAACGAAGUUUAAGAACGUCUCUCAGGGCGACCGCAAUGCACGGUUGGAGGAGGCCUUGGCGGACUCUCGUACUGCGGAAGAAGCACUUCUGAAGAGGUGUUGCCACUUCACUCUCGAUCUGUCCGACAAAAAGCACGACGCCAAGACCGCCAUCGAAGCAUGUGAUCACAUUGCCAGCGCUCGGAGGAAGCAGCUUGAGGGAUGUGAGGACGAUCUCCGCAAGUCCAUCAACAUCGGAGUAGGCUUGCACGCUUGGAUUCGCAAGCAUGGCGACUUCUCAAGAGACGACCAGCAACCGUUCCGGGACUGGGUACAGUUCUCUUUCGAUGAGACCAAGCACUCGGGCGAUGCCGAAGCUGCCCAACGCCUGGUUGAGGUUCUUCGGAAGUGCAAUUUUACAUCGACUACCAUCCCAAGCGAAUCGGCCGAUGUGAAAGCAGCCAAGGUUGAGAAGAAGCCUCUUCAAGACGUCAAGUGGGAUCUGCGAGAGCACACCCACCUUCUCCGUCGACUGUCCAAGGAGUUGGUUGCUCGCGUUCGCUCUUUGCGCUUCUUCGAUGUCGUGCGCAAGCUUCAACGCAACGGAGCCGACGCGAGGAAGGUUUUGGGCACAUCAGCGUGCGGCCACCAACCUUCAGCGAGUGCCAACAUUGAGAUGGCUGUGCUGAGUUGCUGUGGGCAUGUCGCCUGCCACUCCUGCAUGGUAGAGGCUGCCAACUCGCAACGCUGUGUCAAAGGAGAUGAUUGCCACGCUGCAGUUCGCCACACCAACAUUGUCAAGGUUUCAUCAUUGGGAGUUGAGGGAGAGCUUCACUCUGGUCGCUACGGAGCGAAACUCGAGCACCUGGUCAAGUUGAUCAACACUAUCCCGCGGAGCGAGCGCGUCCUCGUCUUCCUUCAAUGGGAUGAUCUGGCGACCAAGGUUUCCGAUGCUCUCAAUGCUGGUGGUAUCAAGCACAUUUCCCUCGCUGGCGGCGGCGUCAAGGCGCGCGCUAACAAGCUCGACAACUUCCAGUCCUCGGAUUCCGACACCCACCGAGUUCUCCUUCUCAAGAUCAACGAUGCUUCAGCGGCCGGCUCCAAUCUUACGACCGCAAAUCAUGCUAUUUUCAUUGGCCCGCUCUUCACCAACACUCUCCUAAACUAUCGCGCAGUCGAAACGCAGGCGAUUGGGCGAAUUCGCCGAUUCGGACAGAACAAGACUGUUCACGUUCAUCGUCUGAUGGCAUUGGACACAAUCGACGUUUCGAUUUACCAAACGCGCCUUGCCGAACAGAGAGCCAAGGCCGACUACGUCGCGAUCCCUCAGACGUCGUAUGACCCCAAGGCUAAGAUGAGGAAGCGACGAAGUGAGGGAGGUGAAGUGGAGCGCGAAUUAGGCGUUUAGUGAUACCCUCACACCCAGUCUUUCUUCUCAAUAUGAUUUCAUAACAUGUAACAUGCAUAAGUGCCUUUGUCCACAUAA